AUGCUCGUUAAAGCGUUGGUUGAACAGUAUCUGAACGCUACUGACAAUGAUUUGAGAUACAUGGUGUUGAGGCAGGAUCUAACGAUCUGCGAGCCGGUUCAGGAUGCUGAUCUGCUGGUCAAAAAGAUACUGCUGCCAGUCUUACUGGAAGAAACGGACCCUGAGAUAGUUGAGCUAGUAUCGUCACAAGUGUAUCCGCAGAUGACCUUGAAAUGUAUUGAGAAAAUGAACGAAGCGGGUACGGUUCUCGAAUCGCAGUGGUUUGAUGGUCUGAUCAUUGAGCCUCUGUUCGAGCAAAUAGAAUCUAAGAGGACCAGUUUUAUCGUCCAGACAAUUCGAAAUGUUUUCAAGGUAGUCGAAGGAGAUGGCAAGAAGGUGGCUUCCUCUACAGAAAGAUACAUGAGACGACUGAUCGCACAGAUGAAGGGCAAGAAAGGUGAGAGAAGAAAUACGGUUCUCUACUGGGACACUUUGGAUCUUAUGAUUUCAGCUUACUAUGAUUCCGUUACAAGGAUGUCCUUUGAAGUGUUGAGUGACAUCUUUGACAUGUACGAAGACCGAUCCGACAACACUACAAAUGCAGCGUUGAUCAACAGUAUCAAAGCCGCAACCUCGAGCGCGGUCACUAAACUGCUUGAGCGAGAAAUCAGCGACGGCCUGCUUGAGACUAUCUCAAGCGUGUGGUGGCAGUUCCAUUCGGUGGCCAGCCGCCUUUUCGAGCACAGAUUGAUCCCUUCGUUGCAUGCCAAAGCGUCCGAGCCACUCAUGCUGGCUCUCCAGACGAUUUGGAACUUCCGGCCGUUCUACCAGGUUCCUAGUGUCGAGCACAGCCGCCCCACCCUGAGCGAUAAGGCUAUGGCAGAGCUUCAGUCUGCGGUCGCUGGCUUGUUGAACCGAGCUUCAGCAAGUGACUCGAACAAAGAGGCGCCAUCAUCAAUGCAACAAGAGCUCAUUAUCGAAGACACCGAAAUAGAUGAUGAGCAGCAGGCAUAUCUGGACCAACUGCAAGCUGACGAUGACCUGCAGUUCGACGAGCUGGACGACGAUCCCUCAACUUCCGCCGACGAAUACAACUACGAACAAAUUACAGAAAAAUGUUCAGCCAUCCUGAAGUCUCUGCAUAGCGAUCCUCCGGAGCCCUGUUCACACGGCAAUCUUCUUCCAAGUCUCGACGACGUCAAAGUAAGUGCCCUGUCCACCGAAAAAGACAUCCAAGACGUUUCCCGCACCGCUUGGGCCGUCCUCGAGACAGAAACUGCGCUGCCAGCGCUUCUGCUCUCAGUCGACGUCCUGGGCCAAAUAUUGCAGAACAACCUGGCUGAAAUCGACUGCUCAAGAACCUGUGAAUCGCUUCUCCUGCACAUGAAGCAGAACAAGUCCUUCCUACAAACGAUAAAAGUCGGCAACAUGACUCAAACAAUAGACGAAGGGUCCACAUUCAGGACCAUGGUCUAUUCUACCAUGCUACAAAUCGUCACGACCCGCUCAGUAGACUACCCUGUCUGCUGCAAGGUUCUCAUCGAAGCUCUUUCGCGCGGUGUAAGAGACUCUGAUUGCACGAUCAACCAGCUUUCCAUAAGGAUCAUUGAGGCUUUACUACAGGCGAACUACGAAGCCAUCAGAGGCAUUGAUCCCGAGUGGUACAACCUCACGCUACUGCCAAGAGUGGCUGAGAUCGCAACCAAAGUCUCCAAGAAGCUACAAUCGCGCAGCGAAGGACGCCAGGACCGAGCACAGCAUCCUGCUGCCACUGCAGAAACUGUGAUCGACAUCGUGGAUCGCCUACACUGCCUCUUCGACCGUCAGUAUCCAGCCAUCGCAUAA
Molecule: messenger RNA, 1824 nt
Organism: Torulaspora globosa
Lineage: Eukaryota; Fungi; Ascomycota; Saccharomycetes; Saccharomycetales; Saccharomycetaceae
Gene: LAG2
Product: Lag2p
Exons: 1
Coding region: 1-1824 (607 amino acids)
Source: RefSeq, a predicted model, not a curated record